GUGUGUUAUUGAUCAGCAAGCGAACGACCGUGCGAAUAACGGAUACAAAUAUUUAGUGACACGCGAGGAAAAGCAACAGUUGAUGAGUCGCGCACUGUGUGAGUUGGAAAUGGGAGAUUCCACUCCAAGCCAUGGGGGAGGUGGGAGUGGUGCUGCCAUGGAAUAUGACUAUCUCAUCAAAUUUCUUGCCCUGGGAGAUUCAGGCGUCGGCAAAACAAGUUUUCUGUAUCAGUACACCGACCAGUCUUUCAACUCAAAAUUCAUCUCGACCGUUGGAAUUGACUUCAGAGAAAAACGUGUGGUUCACCGAGUAGCCACAGCAGAUGGCGCUGUUGGUCGCAGUCAGAGAAUUCAUCUACAGCUGUGGGACACUGCUGGUCAGGAGAGAUUUCGCAGUCUCACGACGGCAUUUUUCCGUGAUGCUAUGGGCUUCCUGUUGUUGUUUGACCUGACCAAUGAGCAGUCGUUUCUGAACAUACGGAACUGGCUGACGCAGCUACAGACUCACUCGUACUGCGAGAACCCCGACAUAGUGCUGUGUGGCAACAAGGCAGACCUGGAGGAGCAGAGAAGAGUGUCUGAUGAAAGGGCAAAGGAAAUCUCAGAGAAAUACGGAUUGCCGUACUUUGAAACGAGUGCUGCAACUGGUCAGAAUGUGUCAAAAGCUGUUGAGUGUUUGUUGGACCUGGUCAUGACGCGAAUGGACUGAAAUGUGUCGAUAAAUCGCAUUGGCAUAUUGCCGUGGGGAGGUGUCGGAACGGCCGGCUAA
This is a messenger RNA of Gigantopelta aegis, 769 nucleotides long. Its product is annotated as ras-related protein Rab-27A-like. Gene Ontology annotation, molecular function: GTPase activity; GTP binding. Gene Ontology annotation, cellular component: secretory granule; melanosome. Lineage: Eukaryota; Metazoa; Mollusca; Gastropoda; Neomphalida; Peltospiridae. The record is from RefSeq and is a predicted model, not a curated record. Gene Ontology annotation, biological process: melanosome transport; positive regulation of exocytosis.